This is a messenger RNA of Paramecium octaurelia, 2547 nucleotides long. The record is from the annotation of a GenBank genome assembly. NCBI's taxonomy places the organism in Eukaryota, Ciliophora, Oligohymenophorea, Peniculida, Parameciidae.
AUGGGAAGUUGUCAGUCCUCCAACACCGUGGAUGUGUAAUGCAAUCACAAUCGACCCCACAUAGCAAUAUGUCUGGGCAAGGCAUGCACAAGAGACGAGGGAGACAGAAGACUAUGCGAAGAAUGUCUGGUUGACCAUAUGUGCAAUGAUCGCAUCACGAUAGAUGAUGGUAUGCAGUGAUUCUCUAUUGAAAAGCAAUCAAGUUCGAUAGUUACGGGAUUUAGGAAAUAGUGGACAAGUUUGAUCGAGAUUAAAAUUCCCCUAAUGCAACUGGUGGAUUAACUUAAACCUUAGCGAAUUUUAAAAAUAAUUUCUUUGAGAGCUUUAAAUCAUAUCAAGGAUAUUAUGACAUCUAUUUGAAUCAGUAUCUACUUUAAGGAAUGCCUGAUGCAGAACUAUUUGGAGAUGCCGCUAGUUAAAUUGUGGAGGCAUUUGAAAAAAAUGAUUUAGGUUAUAUCUAAAAAUAAGGAUGCUAGAUAUUACUCAACACAUACAACAAUCCAUCAUUGAUCAAAUAGAUAGUCGGAAAUUUGGACUAGGCAUCGAAGAAGAUCUCAAUAUAUUAGAGUUAAGUGGAAUAGAAAAUGCGGAGGUUAUAAGACUCAUUCUUCAAGGAACUUCUCUCAUUGCCAUAUAAUACUGCCAAAUCAUUCAAUGGUUCCAUUUUGAGCAUUGAUCCAAAAACUUAUUCAUAUGAAUUCUCAGCUUAUUUGACCACUGUCGAUACAAAUAGGACGAGUGGUUCAUUGAUUUCGUUGAAUUGCACUGAUCACAAUCAAAAAAUCUAGGUGAUCUGUUGUGAUAGAUGUCCCAAUAAAGACGUAAGAUUGUGUGGUCAAUGUUUGAUAACUCAUAAAUGCAAUGCGGGAUAGAGAAUUAAAUUGAAAUCUUUCGGUUAGGAUCAAGCUGCAAUAAUUGAGGCUGCUAUGAAGUACCAAAAGAAGGUAACCCUGCUUCUUGAUAUACAUAUAGAAAUAAGAGAUAUAGGAUGCUAAAUCCAAGGUAAAAGCCUUAUUUGAAGACCUUAUGAGGUAGAGCAUUAAGGAAAUUGAACUGUUGGGAUAGAACUCUAAACGAAUGAUGCUGGAUUCUCAGUUGGAUGGGAUCGACUCGCAGAUCAAGCAGGAAUUGCCAGCUUACGUAAAUAAGUUAAAACUAGUACAUAUUGAUAUUUUAUUAGUGGUAUUUGCCAAUCGAAGCAUGGUGAGUUUAGACUAAAGAGGUGUGGCAAUCAUUGCUUACUUGAUUCAACAUCCAGAAAUAAAAAACUAAUUGGUUGCCUUUGAUGCAUCCAGCAAUGCAGUUUAAUUCUUGAAUAAAUUAGUUGUCUAAUUAGAAGACGUCUCCAAGAGGUUCUUAUAGAGUGUAUCCCAAGUUGAAGACAGUAUGAUUGAUUAUAAAAUAUAGUUGCCACUUUUGAAAAGAAACCAAGUUAAAAUCUGGAAUCCUCUUAAAUAUUCACAACCAACAUUGUGGCCAAUUAUGGUGCCACCAUAACUCCUUUGGGCUUGAACCAGUCAUUGUAAAGGUAACCAUCAGCUAAUUUAAAUUUCAAAACAGAUUAAUCUUUUGAGAAUAAAAUAGAUGCUUGUCCUGUAAUCAAAGUGCUUAAAGAUUUUGGAGAAGAUCAAGACAACUAUGUGAGUGACAUCAUCUUCUAUUAAAAUCAUCUGAUCGUCUCAACUGUGGAUGGAUUGAUCGUUAUUUAUAAAGGUAUCGGGGACAAUAAGAUUGGAGAAUAUUAAUUUGAAGGCAAAUGCACUAGCAUCUGUGGAUUUGUAUAUCAAGGCAAAUUGGCGGUGGCUGCAUGGUAAACUUAAUAUUCUAAGCGUGUAGCAUUGGUAAUUUCGAAGAAUAGAUCAUUGGAAUAGUCACUUUUGAAAAGACCAUAUCUUUUUAAGGUCAAUUACAAGGACACUCUGAUCCGAUUUUGAUGAUAAAACAAUUGAUAAAACCAGAAUAUCUGGUCAGUUGUUCAGGAGAUCAUAGUGUCAAGAUCUGGGAUACUAGCUCAAGUGGAUUAUUGGACAGCAUUAAGGCAAAGACCAUCAACAAUCAUAAGAUGGCAGUCAGGGAUGUCAUUCUAAUUAAUAGUAAUCAACUCGUAUCUGGGUCGUUUGAUGAGACCAUCCAAAUCUAUGAUCUGAAAUCAGAUCGAAUCAUCUAUGCCAUCCAAUGCGAGGAUUGGAUUUAUUGCGUAUAAUUUUGAAUUGAUUGCAGUUACAAAACAUCACAGAGAAAGCGUUUGCUGCAGGCACUGGCUCUGGAGAUGUUAGAAUUAUUAGUACGUCUAAUUAUAGCGAGAUGCAGAGAGUCAGAAUCGCUCCCAAUUACAUUAAGAGUAUCAUGGUGUUUUCUAAUCCCAACUACAUGUUCUUAUCAUGCAAAAAUAGAGACAAUUACAUCAUUCGCAUUUAGGAAUAUAGACAAAUCGAUUACAUUACGAAGACUGAUGAAGUUGACUUUGUUCCUGAGGGGAUCUGCGUUAUUGACAAUUACAUCUUAUAUGGAGAGGCCAAUUCAGUUAAAAUUAAAUAUGCUAGUUGA